Messenger RNA from Brienomyrus brachyistius, 3774 nucleotides. RefSeq names its product V-set and immunoglobulin domain-containing protein 10-like. The record is from RefSeq and is a predicted model, not a curated record. Bases 428 to 3106 code for a protein of 892 amino acids. Gene Ontology annotation, molecular function: protein binding. NCBI's taxonomy places the organism in Eukaryota, Metazoa, Chordata, Actinopteri, Osteoglossiformes, Mormyridae. The transcript is spliced from 15 exons.
GGUUGAAAACAACCAAACCUUUACUCAGCUAUCGAUAAAUCACAAUCAGGUCUGCGAUUAAGGCCCCACUCUGACGUCAAAGUCCUACAGAAGUACCAUAUAAUGCGUCAUGACAUCAUACCUCUAACCCCGAUAUACUCUCUUCCCCCAUGUUAACAUGAAAUCUAGGUCUAUGAAAUCUCCCCCUGGUUCCGCGAUCCUUAUAGCACUGGGCAGAUCCCAUGCACGCCUUUAUUAGUAUGGUAUGUAGAUCAUGUGCCCAAGCAGGUGAGUGCCGCAUUGCCAGGUGGAACGAGGCGACGCGGCAUUUUAACAACCGUCUGAAGUGAACUCGGUAGGCGAUUGCACAUACGUAACGAAUGUAUGCGUAAAGAUGGUGGUAGCUGAGCUACAGAUACACAGACGAUAUUUCAAUGAUUAGAGAAACAUGACAUUUAAAACCGCGAUGCCGGUGGACCGAGGACGAAGCCUUCGGCGCGUUUUCUGGGCAUCCUUUAUCGCUUUCCUGGUGGCAGAUUCUGCAGAUUGCGCCCUCAGUCUCACAGUCCAGAGCCCCCCGACGGUCAUUGCCAAGGCUGGUAGCAAUGUGAUUCUGAACGUGUCCUUCGCUGGAGCCCAGAAUCCCUUAAUAGAGUGGUAUGUGGACGCGUUGACUAUCGUGACCUGGAGUAGCCCCAGUCCCCCAGAAAUCGCCCCUAAUUACUUGGGUGUCGUGUCGCUGAUGCCCAAUGGAUCGCUCGUCUUCAGCAACGUGCAGAAGAAUUACAGUGCCACUUACACCGUGAGCAUCACGAAGUCUGGUGUUAUAAAAGCGACCGGCAAAAUCACUCUCCAAGUCUUUGCCCAACCUGUGUGCUUGAUUCAGAGCGCAAAUACAAAUCUGAAUUACACCUGUCAGACGCCAGGAGACGCCAUUUCAAUGCUGUCCUUCCCAGAUCUGAACCAGACCCUCACUAUGAGUGGGAGCUUAAGCCUUGUAGUCCCAGCAAGUAAAAAUCUCAAUGGAAGCCCAAUAUUUUGUGUUGCCAAGCAGAUCAACAUCACGCAAAGCUGCAGCGUGACAGCUGAAGCCCCUCAAGGUGUUGCGUCUACGGUCUCCAGCACGGUGAGCAAUGGGAACCUGGUGGUCACCAUCACCUGUGCCAUCGGGUCUGUGCCAGCAGCCAGCAUCACCUGGUCCAAAGGCUCUCAGGUCCUGUCAAACGGAGGGCAGUAUCAGAUCAGCAGUGACACCACGCAGCUGAACAUCACCAGCUUCAACCUGACCACGUCUGACCUCAGCACUUAUACCUGCAACGGCAGCAACCCUCUUGGAAGCCAAAAGAACAGCAUUCCACUGAUAGGCCCCACAAUCUCAAAUUCCAGCCUUAUCUCCAAUGCAGCAGGUACCAUGGUAACGCUGACCUGGAAUGCCCCCCUCACCUCUGUCUUCACAGGCUUUAAUAUCCAGAUGGAGGGACCUGCUCUCCAGCCCAGCAAUGGAACAAACCAGACUACAGGAGGUUUACAAACUAUAGCGGUGAUGCCAAGCAGCGCCCGGAGCAAACAGAUCUCUGGGCUUAACCCCAAGUCCAACUACUGGUUCUGGAUCGUCCCCUUGGCAGGCAGUGUCAUCGGGCCGCCUUCACAAAACUACAGUGUCGGACCAGAGUGCAACUCCAGUCUCUCAGUCUACAGCCCCCCCACAGUCAUUGCCAAGGCUGGUAGCAACGUGACUCUGAACGUGUUGAUUACUGGAGCCCAGAAUCCUGUAAUAGAGUGGUCUGUGGGCGCGUUGCCUAUCGUGACCUGGACGAGCCCCAAACCCCCAGCCAUCGCCCCUAAUUACAUGGGCGUCGUGUCGCUGAUGGCCAAUGGAUCGCUCGUCUUCAGCAACGUGCCGCAGAAUUACAGUGCCACUUACACCUUGAACAUCACAAAGAUCGGUUUUUGCCCAAAGGCUAUCAAUAUCACACUUCGAGUGUUUGCUGGACCUGUGUGCUCAGUUCAGAGUGCAAAAGCAGAUCUGCAGUACACCUGUCAGACGCCAGGAGACAAUGGUUCACUGCUGUCGUUCCCAUAUCUGAGUGAUACCACUAAAAUUGGGAGCCUAAGCCUUGUAGUCUCAGCAACUCAAGAUCUCAAUGGAAAGGAAAUCUCUUGCGUUGCCUUUCAGAUGAACAUGACGCAAAGCUGCAGUGUGACAGCUCAAGCCCCUCAAGGCUUCUUGCCCACGGUCUCCAGCACGGUGAGCAAUGGGAACCUGGUGGUCACCAUCACCUGUGCCCUCGGGUCUGUGCCAGCAGCCAGCACCACCUGGUUCAAAGGCUCACAGGUCCUGUCAAACGGAGGGCCGUAUCAGAUCAGCAGUGACACCACGCAGCUGAACAUCACAGGGUUGAACUUGAUCGCAUCUGACCUCAGCACUUACACUUGCAAUGGCAGCAACCCUUUUGGAAGCCAAAAGACCAGCAUUCAGCUGACAGGCCCCACAAUCUCAGAGUCCAGCAUUAUCCCCAAUGCAGCAGGUACCAUGGUAACGCUGACCUGGAAUGUCCCCCGCACCUCUGUCUUCACAGGCUUUAGUAUCCAGAUGGAGGGACCUGCUCUCCAGCCCAGCAAUGGAAUGAAUCGGCGUAGAAAACGAGACACAGGAGGUUUACAAACCAUAGCGGUGAUGCCAAGCAGCGCCCGGAGCACACAGAUCUCUGGGCUUGACCCCAAGUCCAACUACUGGUUCUGGAUCGUCCCCUUGGCAGGCAGUGUCAUCGGGGCGCCUUCACAAAACUACAGUGUCGGACCAGUCCAGGGACUGAGCAAGGCGGCAAUCCUGGGCCUCGCUAUCGGAAUCCCCUGCGGUUUCCUCCUCCUCAUCAUCAUCAUCGCUCUCAUCAUCCUCUGUGUCGUCUGCUGCAGACGGAGACGCCGACGGCACACGUAUCCUCCUCCCAGGGCUUCUCAGAAGGUAGUGACAGGCCAAGCCAAUCCGAACACCCCACACAACCUGGUCACUAGAGGAAUUCAAAAUGGGUCUCCUGUCAAAAACACCAAGGGAAACCCCGAGCGACAUUUACCCCUCCCCUCCACAGAGACGCUUUCCCCUAUGCGGACAGCCACGACUGUCUAAAGAAGGAAAAAUGUACUAUCUUACACUGAAAUAAUGUUUUUAUAUUGACAGAAAUGUAUAUCUAGUAUUAUGAUGUUGUUCCUUCUAUUGUAAUUAUUACUAUUCCUGCAUUUUAAAAACAAACCCCUCAACAUUAAGCAAAAGUUAGUUAUUUUAUUUGUUUAAAAAAAAAAACACAGGAAAGCAUCCAACUAUCCUCCAGGAAUUCCCUUCCUGAUAGGGUGCAAAUUACACUUCAAAAAUUAUACUUCAAACACGUCACCCUUUCCAGAACGCCUAAGACUGCUUUAAGGUGACACUUGGACAGUGGCUUGGCAUACAUUUAACUUAAACUACUUAAUCCUUAAUUGAAUAAAUUAGGGACACCACUAUAAUGCUUCUUCCAGAUCUGGUAUGAGUACUGAUACUUGCUUUCUCCUAGAUACUAUUACCAGUUAGUGCUGGGCAAUGUCUAAAAAUAGAAAAUGCAGUAUUUUUAUUUGAAAACAUCAUACUAAACGUUAAUAUUGUAAUCGCCCCCCUUGGGCAGCCUGGGUGCACACCCCGGGCACUUUAAAUUCGGCUGGGCAAUAUAAACGAUACAUUGAUUUAUUGUCUUACAAAGUGAAAACAAUAAGAAAGUGAGAAACUUAACAAACUGUCAAUAAAGAACAUUGCUUGGCACCAUU